AUGUCCUGGGAGACCAUGAAGGCCACGCUGUAUCUAUGCGAUGGCUCUACAUUUCCUGGCCAUCUCUUCGGCGCAGCCAAAAGUGUUGUUGGUGAAAUUGUUUUCCAAACGGGUAUGGUCGGUUAUGUGGAAUCGCUCACAGAUCCUAGUUAUGCCGAACAACUUCUCACACUAACUUAUCCUAUGAUUGGAAACUAUGGAGUUCCAAAUCCUUCAGAAAUUGAUUCAUUAGGAUUGCCAAAGCAUUUCGAGAGCAGCCGUGUUUGGCCAGCGGCGUUGAUUGUAGACAAGAAGUAUGGUCCUGAAAAUGAGCACAGCCAUUGGAAAGCCGUGGAGUCGCUGAGCUCAUUCUUGCAGAGGGCUGGCGUUCCAGGAUUGGCAGGUAUCGACGUAAGAAAACUUACAAAGAAAAUAAGGGAAGUAGGAACAAUGAAAGCUAAGGUAAGCUUUAGGAGCGCGGGUGGGUCGAGGCGGAAAGUGGAGCAUUAUGGCUUUGAUUAUGCCGAUUGCUUAGAAUAUGUCACCACAGACGUUUGGUUCUGGUGCUGCAUUACCGUUCUAGCGGUGGAUUGCGGUAUGAAAAACAAUCAAAUUCGAUGUAUGGUGGAAAGAGGAGUGCGCGUGAAAGUUGUACCGUGGGAUCACCCAUUUGAAAAUGAAGGUGAGGGGAAGUCAAAGGACAAGGUAGACUUGACUGAGCGCGAUGGUCGCUAUCCACGAGUUACGGAAAAUACACAGUUUAUCGCAUUUGACGGACUGUUCCUUUCAAACGGUCCUGGUGAUCCAGAAAGGUGUACUGAGCUGGUAAAUCGCUUGAGCGAAUUCCUGAAGAAGAAGACGAAGCCGGUGUUUGGUAUCUGCUUAGGUCAUCAGCUGUUAGCGCGUGCUGUUGGAGCUAAGACGUACAAGCUCAAAUACGGUAAUCGAGGUCACAAUCAACCGUGCACCCAUCAAGGCACUGGACAUUGCUUCAUCACAUCACAGAAUCACGGAUUUGCUGUAGACACAACGUCAUUGCCAGCCGGUUGGCGACCGUUAUUCACAAAUGAGAAUGACGGUACAAAUGAAGGCAUUGUACACAUGUCAAAACCUUUCUUCAGUGUACAGUUCCAUCCGGAACACACCGGUGGUCCAGCUGAUUGUGAGUUCCUCUUCGAUGUCUUCAUAGAAGCAAUUGUUUCGAUGAAAAAGGGUGUGCAUUUCUGGGAAGAUGGUGGGUGCGGUCCAGAGGCCCACGUUGCCGGCGCGGCGAAGGCAGCGACGGGCUUUUUGGGUGGUACAACCAUCAUGAACACGGAAGAUCGUGAGAGAUUCAACAUGGAAGUGAGAAGCAUUGGUGAGCAGGUGGCACCGAGUCAUGCCGCAACCACUUUAGAUGGCGCUGUAGAGGCAGCUGAAAAGAUUGGAUAUCCAGUGCUGGUUCGAGCUGCUUACGCUUUGGGCGGGCUCGGUUCAGGUUUUGCAACAAAUCGCGCUGAGCUUGUGGCGAUCGCUCAACAGGCACUUGCACAUUCAGAUCAAGUGCUAAUCGAUAAGAGUCUCAAGGGAUGGAAGGAGAUCGAAUAUGAAGUUGUUCGUGAUGCAUACGAUAACUGCGUUACUGUAUGUAACAUGGAAAAUAUCGAUCCUUUGGGUAUUCACACAGGAGAAUCUGUUGUGGUUGCACCAUCUCAAACACUGUCCGACAAAGAGUACAACAUGUUACGAACAUGCGCAAUCAAAGUGAUUCGACACCUAGGAAUAAUUGGAGAGUGUAAUAUACAGUAUGCCUUGGAUCCAUCCUCGCUGACGUACUACAUCAUCGAGGUGAAUGCUAGACUUUCUCGUUCGUCUGCAUUAGCCUCUAAAGCGACCGGAUAUCCGCUUGCAUAUGUGGCAGCUAAGUUGGCGUUGGGUCAAAAACUUCCAGUCAUAAGGAAUAGUGUGACAGGUACCACAACGGCAUGUUUUGAGCCGUCGCUAGACUACUGCGUAGUGAAAAUCCCUCGUUGGGACCUCGGCAAGUUUGCUCGAGACCUCUCGAAUCCUACAGACAAGCGCAUGUUUGCAAUCGCCCGUGGUAUGUUCUAUGGCGAUUUCGAUGUCGAUAAAGUCUACGAACUGACGCACAUUGAUAAAUGGUUCCUGUAUAGAAUGCAUAAUAUUGUGGAAAUACAUCAUAAGCUGCAGAAAGAAUCGUUAUCGUCUUUAUCUGUGGAACUCCUUCUCGAGGCGAAGCAAGCUGGAUUCUCGGAUCGGCAAAUUGCUAAAAUGAUUGAUAGCACAGAAUCCAUGGUCCGCGAAAGACGUGUGCGCUUAAAUGUGACACCAUGGGUGAAGCAGAUUGAUACGGUAGCGGGCGAAUGGCCUGCACAGACUAAUUAUCUCUACGUCACCUACAAUGGGUCAGAGAAUGACGUGCAGUUCAAUAUGAAGAAUGCAGUUAUAGUACUAGGGUCAGGUGUGUACCGUAUCGGAUCGUCAGUUGAGUUUGACGCUUCUUGCGUGGGCUGUGUCAGGGAGUUGAAAGCACUAGGUUAUCAAACCAUCACCAUCAAUUGCAAUCCAGAGACGGUAUCCACGGAUUAUGAUAUGUGUGAUCGGCUAUAUUUUGAAGAAAUCUCAUUCGAAACAGUAAUUGAUAUCUAUCAUAUGGAAAAGCCGAAAGGAGUGAUACUGGCAUUCGGAGGUCAAGCUCCAAACAACAUAGCAAUGAGCCUCAGCAAGGCGCAGGUAUGUUAUUCAUGGAAUGACACAUUGAAAGGGUACGGUAGCCGGGUUGGCAAUUAG
Molecule: messenger RNA, 2769 nt
Organism: Ostertagia ostertagi
Lineage: Eukaryota; Metazoa; Nematoda; Chromadorea; Rhabditida; Trichostrongylidae
Source: the annotation of a GenBank genome assembly